GAAAGGUCUGGUCGCAGAGACUGGAACACAUAAUCCUCAGCGUGCUCCCUCACGACAGCAUCCCUGCUUGGCUCGGCAGGGCAGCAAGCCUCCGGGCACCAACCCCUCUGCUCCGCGCAAAAGCCCGAUGAAGUCCUCCGAUAUUGAUCAGGAUUUAUUUACAGACAGUUACUGCAAGGUGUGCAGUGCUCAGCUGAUAUCUGAGUCUCAGCGCGUGGCCCAUUAUGAGAGUCGAAAACAUGCCAGCAAGGUCCGACUGUAUUACAUGCUUCACCCCAGGGAUGGUGGGUGUCCAGCCAAGAGACUCCGAUCAGAAAACGGAAGUGAUGCGGACAUGGUGGAUAAGAAUAAGUGUUGCACUCUUUGUAACAUGUCUUUUACCUCGGCUGUGGUGGCUGACUCCCAUUAUCAAGGCAAAAUCCAUGCCAAAAGGUUAAAACUGUUGCUAGGGGAGAAAACUCCUUUAAAGACCACAGCAGCCCCCCUGACCUCCUUGAAGCCUGCAAGGGUGGACACUGCCCCAGUGGUCACUUCUCCCUAUCAAAGAAGAGAUUCAGACAGAUACUGUGGACUUUGUGCAGCAUGGUUUAAUAAUCCCCUGAUGGCCCAGCAGCAUUAUGAUGGCAAAAAACACAAAAAGAAUGCAGCAAGAGUUGCUCUAUUAGAACAACUGGGGACCACGCUGGAUAUGGGGGAACUAAGAGGUCUGAGGCGCAAUUACAGAUGUACCAUCUGCAGUGUCUCUCUAAACUCAAUAGAACAGUAUCAUGCACAUCUGAAAGGAUCUAAACACCAGACCAACCUGAAGAAUAAGUAGUGAAAACAUCAAUCAAGAGAUGGAAAAAAAAAGUCAGGAUUUCUCUGCUGUGGAGAAUUGCUUGUCCACCACCAGAGGAGGAUUCUUUUUGAACAAUGAACAUUUCUUAUGAGGAUUCACCAAUUAACAUAUAACUAAUCUUCAUUUUGGAGAGUGAAUGAAAUUAUUUCUUUGUUUAUUUAUUUAUUUUUUAAUUUAGUGGUAAGUUACAAUAUUUGGGUGGAUUUUUUAAGUCUUUCCUGAUAAUAUAUCUAGCACAUGUUGUAAAUUAUAAGCCUAUAGGAAACAAUGAAGCAUCAGUCAAUUUAGACAAUGGGGAAAAAGCUCAAUUUCUAAUUUGUUUCAAGUAUUUUCAAGUUAUAAUUAUUCUAUGAAGUUCUUGCUGACUGUGAUGUAAGCCACUUCUGAUUAUGUUUUUCAUCAUGUUGAACCUGAUUGGGUGUAACAUACACAGAGCGACAAAAAAAUCACUCUUAGCAGAAAAUAUAUAAUGGACACAAAUUCUACUCCUUCUCAUUUCACUUUCUGAAUGUGAACCCAUUUUUGUCAUCUAAAUAGUGAGAAUGAAAAGAAUAGAUAAAAGAAGAAUCCUCAUCAGUUUUUUUUCCCAAACUCUCAACAGUUUCUCAAGGUCAAGCCAAAUCCUCAUUACAAGCUGACAAAAUAAUAGCUUAGAAAAAGAAUUAGUUUGCCUGCAUGAUGAUCCUCUUAGGCACAAAUGUCAUAACAGCAGUUGACCUUGAUGAAAUGUUUUCCCAGACGUAACCAAUAGAAGAGUGAGAAACUCCAGAAUGAGAUGGAAGUCGAUGAAUAUUCCAUCUGAAAUUGGCCCAAAAUAUGGGCUUUCAUGUGGGUACUGCUUUGCAAAUAAGUGAAUAAAUUCUAAAGAAAUGAUGGCUAUGAAUACAGUGAGGUCCCCUUUCUCCUCUGUUUCUCACUGAAAUCUUCUUGCUGAGAUAGAUUCAAUCACUUUGCUAUAAGCAUGGGCCAGAACAGCAGUCUGAAAAACUUCCUCUAUGAUGAAGAACAUUUCUGAGCAAAACUCAUCAAGUUCUUUCAGCAGGUUCUGUUCUUCUCCCUCAGGAUCUGGUGUCCAGCAGGCUGGCUACAGAGCCAGACAUUUAACUUCUAUUAUUAUCUCAGUGCCCAACUGGGACCUGGCUGGGGUUGCCCUUUGGACAUUGUGACCACAGGCAAUUGUUAUCUUGGUGUCAAGAUUUUUCUGGGCAUCUGUUUUUUUUUUCUGCCGAGAACUGAGAUGAUUACAACUCAGUGAGCAAUAAAUGAAAUGACUUAGAAAUGCACAGUGUUGUUAUUAAGGUGUUUGAGAUUGGCACCUCUCCCUUGGGGGACCCCACUCAGGAUGUACUCAGGUUGCCAAUCUCUGUGUCUACAAAUGGAAGCAGCCACACCAGCCUUGUGCUCUAGCCUGGGAAGACAGAAUGGCUGGAUGGGAAGCAAUCAAUACUGCUGUUUUUGAAAGCACACCAUAGCACUCCUAUCCCCCAAUGAUGACUUUUCCUUGAAUGUGUAAAAUAAGGCUUUAUUUGUCAUCUCUGCUGUAAAAUAAGCACUUCCCAGGUAAACGAAGAAGAAAGAGAAGGAAAAGGAGGAGGAGGAGGAGGAGGAGGAGGAGGAGGAGGAGGAGGAGGAGGAGGAGGAGGAGGAGGAGGAGAAGGAGAAGGAGAAGGAGAAGAAGAAGAAAAAGAAGUCUUUAUUUCUGCUGUGUUUAGUGAGUUCAUUCUCUCAAGUAUUUUUCUAAUAACCUAAUGUAGAUGAUUCUCUGACUAUAGAUCUCAUUUGCUUUACAGAGGGGAGGCUAAACCCUGUCACAGAUAAGCCUUCCAGGUUUAAUAAGCAGAUUAUUUCAGAGCUCCUCAUUUAAAUGUCAUCGCUUUUGCUUCCUGGCAAACUGUCCAGUCAAAGUGAAUAUACCAUCAAAGGUAUUGCCAAUGCAGAUAAAAGAAAUUACCCUUCCACUGUACCUAGAGGCGACAUUAACUUUAAUCAAGAAGGGUCUAUUAAUAUUCCUUCUGUUGGUAAAGUCUUGAGUGAAAAAGGUUCUACUUGAAAAGCUGUUUAUUGGUGUUCUUGUACUAUUGUUCUUUAUAGUGUUUGUCUAGCUAGGUUCCAUUUUAAUGGAUGUAAAUGAGAUAUAAUACUAUUUUCAGAGUAAAAUUAAUUUUGAUGGAGAGGAAAAAAAGCCAGGCAGACCUUCUGGCUGCAGUGGAGCAGUUCUGGCAGGACUGCCUGAUGAUGGUAGAAGAGAUUCUGGGAAAGACAAGAACAGGUCCAGGUAUUUCCUGUAAUUCUCAGUUCCGGGAAACUAGAGGAGCUGUAUCUAUUUGAUUUGAAAGUGUGACACGAUUCAUAUUAGUGUGAGACUGUUCCAAUGAUUGACAUUUGAGGUACUUUUGUUACCUCAGAGUAUUUAUAGUAAUGUCCAUGAAAUCCAAUGAGUAAUGCCUACUUCAAAGUUUGCUCCACUGAGGGGGGGAAAAGGAUUCAGAAUUAUCAGAGUACGCAUGCCUCAUGGCCUCCUUAAAUAUUACAGGAAAUUUGUGUAGUUAAUAGAAUACUUGCUAAGUGGUGUACAUCAUUGUUGUCUUUUUACAGACAUAAAACACUUCUACAGUCCUGAUAAUGCAGUUUAUUUAUUUUGCAAGGAGCUUUUCUUUUUGAAAAUAGAGGUAAGCUUGGAACUAGCUCCUGUGCCUGUAGCCACAAAAGUUAUGGUCAUGAAAGCCAAAUGAAUGAACUUUCAUUCUAUACAGGCUCUGUAGCCCCAGUGCCCUAGUAAACAUGGCCAUGAAACAAUCUGCUAAGUAGGAAGAUAUACAGUGACCCCCUUGCACUGACAAAAGUAGCAAUAAAAUUCCCAUCUGUGAUUGCUUGACUACAAAAAACAAUAGGAUUUGUUGUUCAUUUGCUUCUUAGAUGACAUAUAAACAUAUAUUGGAACUGUGAGUUUUCUUUUCCCUUCUAGCUUUCUAGUGAAGUGAGUUUAUUAGAAUAGUCAGAACAAGAGUGGAAAACCAUGAGCUAGGUGGAGAAUGUUGAUAUUUCCAUGGGGAAAUUUGAGCCCUGUAGGCAUGUACUACACUUAUAAUGUUGAUUAUUGAGUGAGGUAUUUCUGAAAAUUCACUCUCAGCAAGACUAGUAGAGUACCAAUAAGAAAAUAACAUUUCGAAAUGGUCAGGUAAGAAAGUAACUACCCCCACAGCCAGGGAGGUGGCUAGGUAAGUGGAAUGCAGGGUUUGAAUAUGUGUGGCACUGAACUCAGUCUCCAACAGCUUAUGUGGCAAAGUGGAACAUUGCUCUCUCAAAAUAAAUGAAUUAACUAUUAUAAAAUAAAGUAACUACUAUCAUCUCUACAUUCUAAAUUAAGCAUUCAUUGUCUGUUUAUCCAGAUUGUGAAAAUUAUUGACUGUUGUCCUUUUGUGACAUGAAUAAGAAGAGUUUGACCAAUACAUUACUGUGGGGACAGAAUUUUUGUUUUCCCUUUUCUGCUUCUACUAAUUUAUUCAUAUUGCAGUUAUGCUAAACUACCUCAUAGGUUUGUGAUAUGGAGUAGCUAAUUAAUAAAUGUCAAAUGCUUAAAACUAUAAAUCUCUGUAUAAGUGUUGCUUUAGUAUUCUAGUUUAAAAGACAUGUCAAACUAUCUGAAUAUUUCCUUGUAAUAUUCAUGUUGACAAAUUUAACUUUGAUAUGUUGAUGGGAAAGAAAAGCCUGUGAGUCUCAGCAUGGAUUGGCAGCAUCUCAUUGAAAUCUGGCAAGUAUGACCCCUAAAGAAAAAAAAAAAAGUAAUGAGAGGCUAACCAAAAAAAUGAAUGUUUUCUUAGGUCUUUGAAGCAGGCAUUCUCAAGGGGAAUGAGCCAGCAAGGGUUUAAGAGGGUGUGUGUUAAAUAAUUUUGUAUUGUAAUAAUUAAAAUAUCAAAAAAUGUUGCUGAUUUAUAUUUACAAUUAAUCAGAGUGGAUGUAGAGUUAUGCCUGAUACAAGGGGAUCCUUAAGUCCUUUACAUACUGUGUAAAAGACAGAGAACAGAGUCACACAUUGUCCAUGUAUUUCUGAAAACCCACAAGAGACUGAAUGUACAGUGAACAUCUAUCAGCCUUGCUUUGUCUAUUUCUAGAAAAACUCCAUUCCCCAUUUUUUAAGGUGAUAGCCUAAAGAGAAAGAAACAGAACCGAUAUUUAAUGGGUUCAUAGUAACAUUGACUGGAGGAGGUAGGACAACUAGUUAAUCUUUUUUCUUUCUUCCCCCCCCCCCCCCCGACUUGGCAAAAGAGGUUUCCUGGGAAGGUGAGUGAUCUACCAUGUGUGUCACCCAGUUUGGAGUCUGGCCCCCAUUGCACUGGGGGACACUUCAGAACUGUGCUGUCUUUCCAUCUCGCUUUCUCUUUCUAUCUGAAAAUGUUGGCCCAGAGCGGUGAAGCCUCAACAGUGGCAAAAUAAAUAAAAAUAAUUGUAAUGCUAA
Messenger RNA from Erinaceus europaeus (western European hedgehog), 5294 nucleotides. RefSeq names its product zinc finger matrin-type 4 (gene ZMAT4). NCBI's taxonomy places the organism in Eukaryota, Metazoa, Chordata, Mammalia, Eulipotyphla, Erinaceidae. The transcript is spliced from 7 exons. Gene Ontology annotation, molecular function: zinc ion binding; nucleic acid binding. The record is from RefSeq and is a predicted model, not a curated record. Bases 128 to 817 code for a protein of 229 amino acids.